Molecule: messenger RNA, 6012 nt
Organism: Arthroderma uncinatum
Lineage: Eukaryota; Fungi; Ascomycota; Eurotiomycetes; Onygenales; Arthrodermataceae
Exons: 5
Coding region: 1-6012 (2003 amino acids)
Biological process (GO): chromatin organization
Cellular component (GO): nucleus; HIR complex
Molecular function (GO): nucleosome binding
Source: RefSeq, a predicted model, not a curated record
AUGUCCACCUUUGCAGCCCUAAAUAUAGAGGCAGACGAGACUCCAGAGGAAGAAGUCGAUGAUACGCGCGAGAUCCAAAUAGAGGAGGCCCUCAAGCUAUAUCAGACCGCGCUCAAGCUCCAUUCGCAGGGGCCCAAGCAUUAUAAAGAAGCGGGAGAAGCAUAUGACGCGCUCUUCAAGUCGGAGAUAUUCAAAUUCCCCCAGUCUGCAGUGGGAGCCGCACAGUCAGAAAAUGACUAUAUAGAAGAAAUCGAUGAACCGUCUGCUGUGUCGGUUGCUGCCGUGGACGAGACCGAAACUGCAGCCAGCGCUUUACCGCAAACCCUAUACCUGUCAUAUAAAAAUUACGGCCAAUUCUUGCUUGACACUGUUAGAUAUGCCUGGGAGCAAGGCGGAGAUCUGGCCGAUACAGCGCCCUCUACAGCCUUGGCCAUUAGGCACUUUGCGGAUGCACUUGAGCGUGAUGACUCUGACCUUGAGCUCUGGAGGAAAUGUGGAAGGGUUGGCGAUGCCCUGAGAAGCCAUCGGAUUUCGAGAUUCUGCUUAGAGAGCGUUUUUGAAGGAAAUGGGGAUGGUAUAGAUGAUGGAUUCGAGCAGCUGGGCAUUGAGCAAGCCGGUGCUGUCGGCGAUUUACGAAAAUUCUUUACUGCCCUCUACGACCAGGUGUCGCUUGCACAGCUUCCACGGAAGCAGCCGAGACGAGCACUGCUUAAUUUUCUUCAGCGACAAAUAGAUCCAUUCCCAUACCUUCCUUCCGCAUUAAGGCAGCUGGAUGGUGGUUUUAUUUCCUGUGGACUCGCCCUCCCUGCAAUCAAACGUCACCCAAUAGCUCCAGCAGUUAACACUUGGGCUGCGUUGGGCGAAAAGAUUCUUGAGCUACUGAGCGAAGAGGGCUCAAAUCAGAGCGGGGUACAGGGAACGAUGGAAAUCUGCCUGCCAGACCCUGAUGUCAGGAUGGCCUCUCCUGAAGCAACCCUUCCUAUAAUCCAAGGUCGAAGGGCGUCCAAGAAUAAGAAUACCACUACGGGGGAUUCAUGUGAUACAGAAACGAAGCCUGAUUCAAAAGCUAUUUCAAUUCCCGCUGAAGACAGUGUGGCCGCUAAGGAAUCUACGCCAGUGGCUGAUGAAAAAACCGAAGAGAAGCCGGCUGAAAAAGCUGAUGGAAAGACUGAUGAAACCGUGACCGACGAUAGCCAUAAAGAAAAAGAUGACGAGGAGGCUGUCGAAAAGGACAAAGAAGACACUGAAAAGCCGAAUGAACCAGCGGAUGAGGCAGAAGGGAGGUCUGGGCCCCAGACGAGAAAGCGAUCAUCAACGUCAAUCGCCGUUGAAGAGCCAGCCGACGGAGGGAGAACAAAAAGCAAACGCAUACGCGCGCGAGAGUCUAUUGCCGAUAUGCACACACAGCCAGAAGAAGUAAUCUUCGACCAGACAAGAUAUUUCGAAGAUCGUCUCGAGAUUUACGCCCAAGCUGAUGAGUGGAUGUUUAGCACCGCUAACAGCUUAUUGUCUAAGUUUGGCGUAGAGGAACUUGGGAGUAUCGAUCAAAUAAAACAGAUUCUCGCACCCAACGACUCGAACCUGCCACAAGCUAGCACCGAACCUUCUCCUGAAUCUUUGGCCUUCCAUGACUUGAGAUAUGUCAUUGAGAAUUGGAAUGAUGACCUUGGAAAAGUAGCGCUUCACAGUGAUAUAUUUGCAGAUACCCAGGAUGGGUUGAAAGGCGUGAAGAAAUCCGGCCUUAGUGUCUUUAUCGAACACUCUAAACAGGUUGGCGCAAAGACUGAACAGGAGAGGGACUUAGUUGAUGACGAAGGCCUGGAACAGUUUGCACAGAGUACUAAUGCUAGUAACCUGUCGAUGCAAGAAGUAGCCUUCAAAUGGCUUGAAAAGUACCUAAAGCCAGACCUUCAAUCUCUUGAUGGACAUGACAUAUCUAGCGUGACGGACUCAAUUUACGCAGCUCAUUGCUUGCCCCAAAGUACACGGGACACACUUACCCAGAUACUUUUUCGAUUAGACGAAUUUGUCCAUAGCAGGCUGAAAGAAUUUGCUCUAAGCUUAGAAAAAAGAAUCCUAUCACAUGCCCACGAAACGCCAUACUCAUUCACACCUGAUGACCUUACUGCUGUGGAGAUGGCACAAAGCAUUUAUGAGUUACAUUUGGACAUAUACGACUCGAUCGUCCGCAGAAAUGAGAAGAACCAGGAUGCCAUGAUACUCCAGCAAGACAGACUGAGCCGAUGGAGGUCAAUGACACGCGGCUACAUCAGUUACUACCUCGAUCUCUGUGCUGUGGACAAUCGACAAACUGCCAUUGUGCUACGGCACUUAUGGGCCACCACUUUCCAUGAAAAUAUGAUAGACGACCAAAAUGGAGACUACGUGCUACUAUGUCUCAACGAUAUCCGACGUGCUUUAGUGUCCCUAGGGAGCCCAGUCAUUUCUUUGGUGAAUAAUAGCACAAUGCCAGAAAUAUCCGCCGCUGCUAUUGAUCAGGAGGUGUCUCGUCUUAGGGCGAUGGGGUUUUUCACAGACAUAUUCGGCUCUGGGACGGAUGAUCCUGUACACCUGAUUGAAACCAUUGAGCCUGUUUUAGACCCGUCCUCAGUGCAAUAUACAGAUGAAAAUGGUGACGUAUCUGAGACGGCUGAACCAGCAAUGGCUACUCGAAAUUUAAUCGCUUUCCUAGACCAGGGAGAUGCUACUCUCAAACUGUUCCUGUGGCGCCGACUUCGUGAUGCUUACGAUUCAAUUGAUUACCCCACAAAGGUGGUCUCUUGCCACCUCCGAAGUCUAGAAACGGUUGUCCAGGAGUUGAACCGCCCAGCGCGCAUGGAAAUUCCAGCUGAUGAACGUCGGUCUAGCUUACUAAAGUGGUUAAAACUGGCGGAUGACAUACUGACAAGUGUAAUGCGGAGAGUCGUUGCCAAACCCGGCACAUCGUUUGAAUGCUUUGAUUGGGGCCACCUCCAGGUGUCCAUGUCCUCUUUAGCUCGUUUGUCUAGGAUCCUUCAAUCUUUUGCGCUUUAUGAAGAUGGGGUUCGUGUUGGUCAGGUCACACCCGCCGACAUUCGUCCUGCAUCGACCGCGAAGUCCUUAGAGCAGUUCAAAGAUAAGCUACGCAGCCUGUUUGUUAAGACCUGGAUCGUGCAGUAUACUCUUUUAAGGGAAGGUAUCGAACAGAAUAAGGAGUUAUUUGAUACCCCCUUAGAUGAUCGCAUACACUUCUUACGUUCUGUUCACAAUGCGCUUGGACUCCGCUCAUAUUGCAAAUACCCGAAAAACGCGUUCGUCAAACUCAUGAGAGAUGAACUCUUAACCCUAGAGACUGAAGACGUUUAUGAGAACGACCUUGCUCAAGUUCUGUACGACCUAUACAAAUUCAAAUUCUCGCCUCAUCUGGAUGUCUCCUUUGAUCAUGGCUGCCCAUAUGAGACUCUAGAUCUGGAAAUAGCUCUAAAGCUGGUUGAUUUCACUAUUUCUCAAACGAAGCGAAUAGAUAUCAAAGAUUACUUGAAAUCUGAUCUGAAGCCAACGGUUGACGCUCUGCAAAGACAGAUUGGGCUGAUGGGCAAGUCAGAACUUUCAACGCCUCUCAACAAGAGAAUUUUAUCAAAGUUUUUGAAAGCUCCCGUAAAUCCUCUGGAGCUUUUCCGCUCGGUGCAAGGAGUUAGUGGGUUGUCUAUGAUUCCCGUUUAUUCAAAGAGCUCUGACCUUGCCGACAAAGGCUGGUUCACCUUCCUUGGCUCCGCAGCGCUCGCCAAAUUCAGAGCUCAAAAGAAGGUCGGCCCUACCCCGACCGAUGAUUUAGAUCUCGCUGCCACACUAUUCCGCCAUGAUUUAGAACACGGAAAAGAUCGAUGGGAAUCAUGGUAUAGACUUGCCCAAGUAUACGAUUUGCGACUUGAAGAAGACAUUGCUUGGUCCGCUGAAAAACUCAACAAUGACCGCGAAGAACUUGCAACUGUGGAACGCAGGGCUAUUCAUGCGUAUUCUAUGGCCAUUGCGAUUGCUGUUCAAACAGCCGAUUUGAAGCCUGAUGAAAAGAAACAAAUAUCUGACCUAUAUACAGAGUUUGGUCUUCGAAUAUAUGCCUCCACCAGGGACCCGUUGUCUAUGGGUGCAUUUGACGUAUCCGCAUUCAUGAGGCACUUUAGCAGCGGAGAAAGCCAGAGGAUGUAUGAAGGAAAGCCAUUUAGUGCUAUGAAACCAUUUUCCGCCUGGUACUUUGCUAGUUACCUGUUCCACAAAGCAAUGAAAGACCGGCCAAUGAAUUGGAGGAAUCAUUACAUGUUUAGUAAAUGUCUGUGGAAAAUGUACUGCAGUAAUGAUCCGCUGAAGGAGCGAUAUAAGCCAAUCGAACCUACCGAUAUCCUGGAUUCAUUAACGGAUGCCAUUGAUGUUCUACCAAAAAAGAAGGACGGCCGAACAUCAGAACCAAUAUUGGAGCCACAUUUUAAACUUGUUUCCAUAACCCACAAGCUUGUUGAACGAGGUGACCUAGAGCCAAAGGAUGCCAGUGAAAAGCUACUUGCCACUCCAUGGGCUCGAGGGUUAUCACUGGCAACGGAUAUGGACUCUUGGAAACCAUUCAUUUUGGCCGUGCUAAAGCAACUGCAGAAUGCUGAUAAGUCUAACUGGCACCAUCGUAUUGUUGCGAGAGCUGCGCAUAUAAUAUACGACGAUUCAAAGGACAACGAUGCUGCAAUGGCGGCAAAAAAUGACCUCACUCAGCAUAUAUUUACCAAGACUAUGACGGUACAGGUUUGGCGACCGGAAAACGAGAGAGCUGGGAGGCAUUUUGUCUAUACCACACGAUAUGUUUACUUCUUUGUACAGCUACUAGAACAACUUGACGAUCGCGCAAACUUGGACAUGCUAGUCCGCCGUGUGAGGCGAAAGGUCAAUGAUUAUCUGAAAUUUCCUAAACUCUGGGAGGACACUUGUGCCACAUAUAUAAGACUGCUCCGCCGUGCGGGUAACAUCCCAGAAGGAAAAGAAGAUGCUGUUUUCAAGGGUGUUAGCUAUGACGACUUUACCCUCUACUCUGGCCGUCUAGAUUCUUGGUGUCAAAACCCAGCCAAGGAAGAAGCGUCAACAAUCGAGUUGCUCCGCGAUGCCGUAGAAUUGAAGAAAUUGAACGGGCCGAUUAUAAAAUCCGGCAUGUUUGAUGACCUUGUCGCGGAUAUAUACGCCCAGCUAUACCAGAAGACACUGCCAGAAUUUGUUGAGCAAGUGGCUGGCGAGGAAAAUCGAGAGCGAAUGAAGGUGGACCAUUUGCUUAUGGCCGGCGAAUCGGCCGAUGGAACAGAAACGCCGCCUGUCUCAACCCCAGCUCAAACACCCGGUCCCAGACCUCGAGCGAAGGGGGUAACUCGGAAAGAGGUGCAGAAAAAAGCCGACGCGAUUGCGUACAAAGCACCGCGCCCUGCUCCUAAACCGGUAAAAUCUGCAGAGGAUGAAGCCAAACAGGCGCAAACGGAACAGCAAACCGCUGAUCAGCCAGCAAACAACGAGGAUGCAACCGAUGCGGCUCGAGAUGACAAGGAGGAUAAGGCCAAAGAAGACAACGAUGAGGAGGAUAAAGAAGAUAACAACGAUGAGGAGGAUAAAGAAGAUAACAACGAUGAAGAAAAGGAAGAUAAUAACGAUGACGAAAAAGAAGAGAACAACGACGAAGAGAAAGAGGAGAAUAAUGGAGAUGACAAGGAAGUAUCGGUGCCAGAUCAUAGCGUGCACGAUACUACGGAAGAUGAGAGUGGGCUUAGCGAUCCUGAAACAGAAACGGCCUCGGGGGAUGCUAUGAAGCCUUCGAGUCCAUUGUUCCCAAAUCACCUCAAGUCCCGUAUGUUGUCACCCAAAGCAGCAUCUGAAUUUUCAACCAACAUCAGCGCAGAUGGCGGUGAUAAUGAAUCGAUUCCCGCCCCUUCUGUGCAGGACACGAGGGCCGAGGCAGCGGAUUCACGGAUGUCAGAUAAGGAUACGGAAGAGCAGCAGCAGCAAGAUUGA